Molecule: messenger RNA, 1953 nt
Organism: Oreochromis niloticus (Nile tilapia)
Lineage: Eukaryota; Metazoa; Chordata; Actinopteri; Cichliformes; Cichlidae
Exons: 2
Coding region: 314-1321 (335 amino acids)
Source: RefSeq, a predicted model, not a curated record
UGAAGAGUCCACACUGUACACUGGAAACUCUCAGGAGCACAUAUGCAGUACAGUAAAACUGAACUGCUUGCGGUUCUAAACCACAAAAACCUGCACACCUUUGCUGACAAUGACUGGGACUCAAUUCCCCCUGAGAUCCGGAGGGUCACCGACUCUAAUUUCACCAUACCACCGCUGAAGUGGCGUAGGCGACGGAGGCACAGGAAACAGAAGAGAGGGAAGAGAGCGGGGCUGAAGGCUAGGCUACGUGCUAACCCACACGGACCGGCUAUUCUUCCUCUUCCUCACCAACUCACGGUCACUAAAUAACAAGAUGGAUGAGCUACGACUGCGGAUCACCUCACGCUGUCUGGAUUACUGUGUUAUGAUCAUCACAGAGACUUGGCUGGACUCUUUCACCCCAGAUACUGCGAUUGAGCUAGCGGGCCACGCUACGUUCAGAGCGGACAGGAACAAAGAGUCCGGUAAGAAACGCGGGGGAGGUCUGCUAGUGUUUGUAAACAAUAACUGGUGCACCAACAACACAGUUAAAGUCGUUCACUGCUGCCCAGACAUAGAAUACAUGAUGGUUCAGUGCAGACCCUUCUACUUGCCGAGAGAGCUCACAGUGAUCACAAUAAUAGCAGUUUAUGUGCCGCCGCAAGCUAAUGCUAAGUCAGCCAUGGAGCUACUCCAGCGCUCCAUUAAUAAACAGCUAACAACGCACCCGGACUGCGCUGUGAUCGUGGCAGGAGACUUUAACCACGCAAACCUGAAAUCUGUCCUGCCUGGAUUCUUUAAAAACGUGAGCUUUCCGACGAGGGAAAACAACACACUAGACCAGGUCUACACCAACAUCCCAGAUGCUUACAAGGCCACCCCUGUGCCUCAUCUCGGUCUCUCUGAUCAUCUCUCUCUGUCCCUGAUCCCUGCUUAUAAACCUCUAAUUCAAAGACAAAAACCAUCUGAAAAAUCAGUAAGAGUGUGGACCACGGAAGCCACCAUGGCCCUACAAGACUGUUUUGAUAACACCAAUUGGAGUGUAUUUGCAGAAGGAUCAGACUUGGAGGGCCACACAUCUGCCGUACUCUCAUACAUCAGCUUCUAUAGUGAAAGUGUAACAACAACAAAGACUGUUAAAGUGUUCCCGAACCAGAAGCCAUGGCUCAACAGUGAGGUGAGAGCCCUACUAAGAGCACGUGACAGCGCCUUCAAAUCAGGAGACCAACAAGUCUACAAAGAGGCACACCAAUCUCUGGUUAAAGGCAUAAAAGAAGCCAAGCGCAAAUAUAAACAGCGCAUCGAGGAACACUUUAACACAAAGAACUUCAGAAACAUGUAGCAGGGGAUCAAGACACUCACUGGCUACAAAGACAGUCGCACACAAACCAACUCCCCAGACAUCACCUUACCUGACACCCUAAACCAUUUCUUCGCCCGCUUUGACCAAGAAAACAGGGACACCAUCACCCAUCCUGCCGUUACAGAGAGGGACGACGCUCCCAUCCAGCUGGAGCAGCACCAGGUCAGAGCCACACUGCGCAGAGUCAACGCGAGGAAAGCAGCUGGUCCUGACGGUGUAGCCGGUAGAGUGCUUAAAGCAUGUGCAGACCAACUAGCAGAGGUUUUCACCACCAUCUUCAACCUCUCACUGCUACAGUCUGUAGUACCAUCCUGCCUUAAGUCAGCCACCAUCGUUCCAGUGCCCAAGAAGAACACAGUGAGCUGCUUGAAUGACUAUCGUCCAGUUGCUUUAACACCCAUAAUUGCCAAAUGUUUCGAACAGCUCAUCAUGUCACACAUUAAAGCUGCCAUCCCUGCAGACCUCGAUCCAUACCAGUUUGCAUAUAGGGCAAACAGGUUGACAGAGGAUGCCAUAAUAACAGCUCUUCACACAGCCCUCACACACCUGGACUGUAGUAACACCUAUGUGAGAAUGCUGUUUGUGGACUUCAGCUCUGCCUUCAAUACAGU